AUGAACGGGAUCUUCCGGGACAUCAUAGUGUACCUGGACGAUAUUCUGGUAUACAGUGCGACAAAAGAAGACCAUUUGCGGGACUUAGAGGAGGUGUUCCGGCGUUUACAGGGGCAUCGGCUGAUUACGAAGGGGUCUAAGUGCGAGUUCCUAAAGCUGGAGUUGGAGUUUUUGGGGCACAUGGUUUUCGGCGAAGGAAUUAAAUCGACCCGCGUAAGGUGGACGCCGACCGACUAA
Molecule: messenger RNA, 237 nt
Organism: Closterium sp. Yama58-4
Lineage: Eukaryota; Viridiplantae; Streptophyta; Zygnematophyceae; Desmidiales; Closteriaceae
Source: the annotation of a GenBank genome assembly